AUGGAGGUGGUGAAUUGGGAUGAGUUCUACUUUUCGGCGUCACACACGGACACGCUUUCGAUGUUUUCGCCAUCUUACCGUACGAUGGCUCCCGACGGUUAUCGAACGAAUGUGGAUAUCAGUGGUGCCUUGAAGCGGUUUUUCAUCGAUAAGAUCCGAGCUAGUGGUCCGAUCACAGUCGCCGAAUACAUGAAAACUGCCAUUAGUGCACCCACCGUGGGGUAUUAUGGGGGUUUUUCGGACUCGCAAAAGGUUUUCGGCGAAGAAGGUGACUUCAUCACUGCUCCUGAGCUGACACAGCUCUUCGGAGAACUUCUUGGUGUCUGGUGCUAUUACGAACUGGCAAACACAGGACAUGCAGGUAUGAUUUCUACCACUAAUCCGAUGGAGGUAGUGAAAAUCACCGCAGAGGUGGUAGUACUUGAUUCAGGACCUUGGCAACUUGUUGAAUGUGGGCCAGGCACAGGACAACUAAUGCACGAUAUUCUUCUGGCGAUGGAUAAAUUUCAGGAGAAGAAUCUGUCGGUGCAUUUGGUUGAGACAUCCGAUGCCCUUAUACGGCAGCAGGAAGAGGUGCUGUGCGGUUCAUCCUCAUCGUCAACAAGCACAUCGAGUUGUGGGAACGCAGUGAGAAAGAACAAAUCGAAUAUGGGGGUUCCAAUAUUUUGGUACAAAACAUUGGAUGAUGUACCUGAGCAGUUUUCCGUUUUUGUCGCUAACGAAUUCUUGGAUGCACUGCCUGUCCAUCAGUUCUGCCGUGAGUCUGAUGGAGUAUGGCAUGAGGUUUACAUCAAUAUCGAUAAGGCUGGAGAAUUGUGCUUUAUGAGAUCUAAGGGCGAGAACCUGCACACCCGUGGUCUGAUACCAGAAGAUAUCCGUGCUGAAAAGGAAACUUCUUGGAGUGUAGUCCGAGGCGUGGUAUACGGAACAAAUUACCAGAAGGAUGUCAUUCUAAUCAUUCAUGAUGGCGGGUUUGGGCUCAUCAUUGAUUAUGGUCAUGAUGGAUCUCGCAAUGAUUUGUCUUUACAGAGACCUAUAAGAAGGGAACAAUCACUGGCUAUGAUAGACGGCCGAUGUCAAUUUGCGCUCCUCAAGUCGCUUCAUAUGUUGAUCGUGCAUCGAUUAGAGGACGAAUACGAGCGUGAUUUUCUUGCCCAAUUGGGAGCCCAAGUACGGCUAAGGAAUUUACUGAAGUCAUGUAGCGACCGCGAAAAGCAGGAAGCGCUCAUCAGUAAGUCUAAUCAUUGCAUUAAUCAUAUAACUUCCUUAUGGGUGAUAUGGGCGAACGAUUCUUGGCUAUGUCUGUAUUUCCAAAAACGCUCAGUGGAAUUCUUGAAAAAAGGGGAGGACCUGCAGGAUUUGCGCAGAAUCGAUCCACGACGGCGAAAAACUCUGAAAAAGCCAAUUAAAACUAUGGUGAAGACGAAAGACCAUGGGCUACAAGCUUUCCAAUCGAUACGCAUGAAAUGGGAGAUCAGCACACAGAGCUGCAUUCUGAAUUUACUAGGCGAUGGAGCAUUGCCUUCACCCGUCGUAUUAUUCUGCUGCUUGGAUAGAAAGUGCUUUGAGUGCUAUGCUGUGCUCGCAAUAUUGGCUGAAUAUGGCUCCAUGGGAAAUCUUAAGAAGGAAGAUUAUAUGGCUUUAGGAUCGUACAUGGGGUUAGAGCCUGUUGGCGAGUCCGACGAGGAUGAUCAGUCUUUUGUGGGGACUGAAAUAGAAGAAACAGAAACAGGUGAUACCGCUUCAAAAUCUCUCAGGAAUUCGCAUGUUUGCGAUUACCUGGGGAAACUUGCUCAGACAUGGAAGAUUGCACUUCCACAAAUGGAACAGAAAUCGUCUCCUAGCCUUCGACUUCUUAGGACAUUGAUGCGCUAUGUAUGCGCUCCAGGUUAUGUGGUGAAAUCCAAACAUGGCGAUAAAUGUGCUUCUUGUCGGUGCAACUAUGAACCACUUUAUCAGGAAUUUGGGGUAUUCCUUUAUCCGGAAAACAGGGGCGAACUCGGAUCACCCCCGCUAUUCUAUGGAAAACUGAGCGAUGGCACUGCAGUUGCAAGAACGUUUCAGCUAUAUCUGUAUACUCCUGAC
Molecule: messenger RNA, 2085 nt
Organism: Ostertagia ostertagi
Lineage: Eukaryota; Metazoa; Nematoda; Chromadorea; Rhabditida; Trichostrongylidae
Source: the annotation of a GenBank genome assembly